Molecule: messenger RNA, 3105 nt
Organism: Plectropomus leopardus (leopard coralgrouper)
Lineage: Eukaryota; Metazoa; Chordata; Actinopteri; Perciformes; Serranidae
Gene: cept1b
Product: choline/ethanolamine phosphotransferase 1b
Biological process (GO): phosphatidylethanolamine biosynthetic process
Cellular component (GO): Golgi apparatus; endoplasmic reticulum membrane
Molecular function (GO): diacylglycerol cholinephosphotransferase activity; ethanolaminephosphotransferase activity
Source: RefSeq, a predicted model, not a curated record
CUAACGUGAACUAGCUUGCUGUGACAACCAGCCCAGUGACACCGGUCGUGGUGAUCGACCGCCUGCUGCUUAACGCCCCUCCGGUGGUCUAAGUAGCAGAGAGACACCCUGAAACUAACCACCCACAGAAGAAGCCUGUCUGCUGGCUUGAAGCGCCCUCACCGCCCCUCGGAGUGUCCGCGGCUCUCGUCCUUUAAUCGGCCAGGUAUUGUCCAGCCUCAUCCAGCCCCACUGUGGAUCUUUAGCCCCUCCGGCAGGACAGUGGCAGAGGCAGAGCCAGAGCCAUCGGGGACCAGACCAGCAGGCAGCAGGGCUCCAUGAGCGCGACGGGGCAGCAGCAGCAAGGGGGGGGCCUGCGUUCUCGCCGAGGCCUUGGCCGGGACAAGGACCCUGGGCAGGGCAUGGGCAUGGAGGCGGCCUGCUGGCUGGCCCCCGGAGUGCUGCGCAGGCUGAUCGAGCUGCCGUCGCCGCCCCUGUCCCGUCACCAGCUCAAGAGACUGGAGGAGCACAGGUACAGCAGUGCUGGACGCUCCCUGCUGGAGCCUCUGAUGCAGCGUUACUGGGAAUGGUUGGUGGGACGAGUCCCCUCCUGGAUUGCCCCCAACCUCAUCACCAUCAUCGGCCUGGCCACCAACGUCUUCACAACCCUCGUGCUCAUCUACUACUGUCCAACUGCCACUGAGCAGGCUCCUCUCUGGGCGUACCUGCUGUGUGCUGUGGGUCUGUUUAUCUACCAGUCAUUGGACGCCAUCGAUGGAAAGCAGGCCAGACGCACCAAUAGCAGCUCUCCUCUGGGCGAGCUGUUUGACCACGGCUGUGACUCCCUCUCCACCGUGUUUGUGGUGCUGGGAACCAGUAUAGCAGUGCAGAUGGGCACCAACCCAGACUGGAUGUUCUUCUGCUGCUUCGCUGGGAUGUUUAUGUUUUACUGCGCCCACUGGCAAACAUACGUGUCGGGAACGCUGCGCUUCGGCAUCAUUGAUGUGACUGAGGUGCAAAUCUUCAUAAUAAUCAUGUAUUUGCUGGCCGCCGUGGGAGGAUCUGCUUUUUGGCAGUCACUGAUUCCGAUCCUAAACAUCCAGAUGAAAAUGAUUCCUGCCAUCUGCACUUUUUUAGGAGCCAUAUUCUCCUGCACCAAUUACUUCAGAGUUAUUUUUACGGGAGGUGUGGGCAAAAACGGAUCCACAAUAGCGGGAACCAGCGUCCUCUCUCCGGUCUUACAUAUUGGUUCAGUUAUCAUUUUGGCAAUGAUGAUAUACAAGAAGUCUGCUGUCCAGCUCUUCGAGAAACAUCCGUGUCUUUAUAUCCUGGCGUUUGGCUUCGUCUCGGCCAAAAUCACCAAUAAAUUAGUUGUAGCACAUAUGACAAAAAGUGAGAUGCAUCUCCACGAUUUAGCCUUCCUUGGACCAGGACUACUGUUCCUGGAUCAGUAUUUCAAUAGUUUUAUUGAUGAGUACCUGGUGCUGUGGAUUGCAUUGAUCAUUUCCUUCUUUGACUUGGUGCGUUACUGUGUCAGUGUUUGCAACCAGAUUGCCUGCCAUCUUCACAUUUUUGUUUUCAAAAUCAAGCCUUGUUCAGUGCUCAGCUCAGCUCCUCACUGAGGACACGCCCGCCAUGACUGACUCUGUCCCUUCCUGUUAGUCGCACUCAUCUUUUCUUCCCUCUGUUUUCCACGUAGAGAUGCAGGGGAUGACGUGGUGUAAAAGUAUGUGCUUCUGCCAACUGAAUGUGAGGACAAAUAAUAUAUAUUAAGAUACUGGAGUAUUACUGUCAUUGUUUCUUUUUUUUUUUCACCAGUGCAGAAUUUGUACCAGUUUCAUCUUCUGCCCCAGUAAUAAAAAUUCUCCUUCUUACAAACUCAUGAGCAAAUAUUUCAGGAGAGUACAGGUGCUACUCGCUGUGUUCAAGGAGAGAAACUUCAGUGUGUUUUAACUGUUCAUGUGCAGAGAAAAUGUAUAGGAAACGAAUCAAAUAAUUCUUUGCUUUUCAUGAUUAUAAUUUUUGUAAUAUUUGCAUAACGUUACCUUUUUGCUAUUGUAAAUACCGAACAGUGUCUGUGCUUUUCUUCUAAGUUAAAAAUCCUGCUUUGACACAUUUAUAAAGCUUCAUGUAUAUGAUUUUUAAAACAAACUCAUCUCCUGCACAUCACAUAAAACUGUGCAAGUGAUCAGCAGAAAUGUGGUUUUGGAGGAAACUUAAUGCCGACCGCAGAAUGUUGUUAUUGAACAAAACCGCAAAAUAUUCACUGCCGAUGUUUUUUUUUUGUUUGUUUAGUCUGUUACACGAAACCACUUCCUUCAAACUACACAUGGGAUUCUUCGAGGUCGAAAUUCAAGUUUUGGUUGCAAAGUUGUGUGUAUUUAUUGUCAACUGUUAUGUUGUUUGCUAAUAUAUUAACCUUUUUUGUAGUUUGAUUAAUGCGUCACAGGGUUGGGCUUCCUUUACACUUUAUUUUCUUACUUUAAAACAGAUAAGGACACGCCGUGCACACGAGGGAAAGACAAAGCCAAAGUUUGUUUGUUUUUUGUUGUUUUUUUUACUUAUAAAAUAUCUAAACUCAAAGCUCGAUGUACAGAGUGAUGUGGAUGAAAGCCCAGAAGGCUUGUAAAGAGGCCUUUGAGGUCAAGAGUGGACUUUUUAUGCUCAUAUUUUCCCACGUUUUGAAGGUUAUUCGAACAAAGUUCAAGAUGUUUUACCUUUUUUUUGUUUCAAUCGCCACCAGCUGUCACUGUGCUUUCUGUCACUGCUCGUCCUGUUUAUUCUGCAUUUUUCUCAUUGUCAACAAAUCACGUGAAAGGACUGAAAUCAACAAUGUGUUUUCUCUUUACGCAAUACUUUCUGUUUCCUGUGUGACUCACAGCUCCAAGCCCACUGCUUCCUGCUAUGGAUGUAAAAAUAUAUAAAGUGUCAUGUUUAAGCUCAGUUAUUUCCUAAAAAACAGCUGCAGUUUUUAGCAAAUGUUACUAAAAUGGAAAGAAAGUGUGCAUUUGUUGGGGACUAUUUUCAGCAGUGGAUUAAUUUGCAUUCUGUGCUCUAUUGAGUUAUUUGUGGCAGCAUGGUGUAUGUGGGACUGGACAAAAUAAACUGCAGUGUGUGUUCAUGGUA